Molecule: messenger RNA, 3843 nt
Organism: Micropterus dolomieu (smallmouth bass)
Lineage: Eukaryota; Metazoa; Chordata; Actinopteri; Centrarchiformes; Centrarchidae
Product: leucine-rich repeat-containing protein 72
Exons: 7
Coding region: 43-585 (180 amino acids)
Molecular function (GO): protein binding
Source: RefSeq, a predicted model, not a curated record
AGGCAACAGGUGUGGCUGUGAAAAUCCAAAGGUGACAAGAAAAUGGAGGCGGCCAUGGACAUAAAGGACUCUCUUCAGAGGUGUGGAAUAAGGAGAGACGUUGAUGUUUGCCAACUCAGCCUUGCCACAAAAAAACUCACCAGUGUCCCUGACUUAUCAAGAUUUCGCUUUCUGAGAGAGUUGAGGCUGAAUAACAACAAGAUCAGAGAGCUCAGCUGCCGUUCCCUCAACUGCUGCUUGACUGAACUUUACCUCCACAAUAACAACAUCAAGUCUAUUUCUGGGGCUCUGAAUCAUCUGACUUGCCUCCGACUUAUUUUUCUGCACAACAACCAGAUCAGAGGGCUGGAGGACACGAUGCACGAGCUCAGGAGGAUACAGCAGCUCCAAACUGCUACUUUUUUCCUCAAUCCCAUCUCCCAUGAACCUGGGUAUCGCCACCAUGUGAUACACUGCUUGCCUUCUAUCCAGGUGUUAGAUGGAAAAGAGGUGAAAUCAAAGGAGAGGAGGUGGUCCUUCCAAAUGCACAACCAGGAGCGUCAUCGUGUCCUCCAGACUGUGGCCUUCUGCAGACGGGCAACGUAGUCCACAAGCAGUGAGGAUGUUAUGCAAAUAGUCCCGUCAAAACACAUUAUAGCACAUUUUAUUGUCCAGCUUACUCUGGGGUAAACCACAUAAAGAGAUAAAAUUUCUUAGUAUAGGUAAUAGUUUGGUAACAUUUGUAAAUAUUCAAUGGAUAAUUCUUUACAGACACAAUGACCAGAUGGGAAUGUCUGUUUUUCAAUACUCAAGUGGAUAAAAGGGGAACUCCACCAAUAUUACACCUCAGUCUGUUUACAGAUUGUACAAGUUGUGCAAAGCAUUUUGUGACUCCAGACGGAGCUGCAUGAAAUCUGACAAACAUCGGUUGGGGCUGAAGACGAUAAGUUUGAAAAUGGAAACAAUCUGGUGAUGUGGAGUUAGAAAGAAGUGAGCUUACCAGACCUCUGUGGCCGGCUCUUCACCUAACACACCUGAAUCUACGAUAGUUUUCUGAUUUAUGAAUGUUAAAGGGAACUGGAGAAUACUGAAUGGAUGUCAGGUGAUGUAUGUUUGAAAUAGGUGAAUUAGUUAAUUGAAGAUGGAGAAGUACACAGAAAACAAGACAGAAGGUUCUGAUUGUUUAGAGGAAAUGCUGUGAUGUAGCUCGGUAAGAGAUGUCAGAAUUUACCAAACUAGAUGCCAACUGGCUGACACGAUGUGUUUAAGAAUACACUUGUUUCAUAUGUCAUUAUGUGUCUCAUAUGGGCCACAUCACAGCUUGUGUUGGAAAGAAAAUGAAAUUAAGCAGGUUUAUUUUUACUUUUCUUUUUAAGUUUAUGAUUAGGCUACUUUUGCAAUGUAAUUAAAUAAAAAAUUUGAAAAUGUGGCAAGUGUAUCUACAUAAUGAGAGUAGCAGCUUAGGAAAAUGUCUGGCCCCCUGAGCCAUAGCCUUCUGAAAAUGUGCUUCCCUGAACAAUAUAUUUGAAUAGCCUUCAAUUCAUGUGAUUGUAUUUGACAUUGAAAAGGACACUUGACAGUUCUACAACAAUGAACAUGUGAUAACGCUAUAUUAAACUAUGCACGCGUAUCUACCAGAGUGAGAGAUUGAACGCAGCGUCUGUUUAACCAUAAUUUGUCCUACUGUUCAUCUCAUUAUUUGUGAGAGUAAGUUUCAUAAUUCGCAAUUUUGAUCCUGGAAAUGAGGCCCCAGAACAGCUGUCAUUUUGUGCGAACACUACACACGGCUGUGGCCAUUUACAGCGCCCAUCACAUGUAAACUAUCAUCGCGGUAUCAAACAAUGUCUCAGUCGUCAUUAUUAAACAUUAGAAGAAUGAUCAAUGAUAAUUAAUAGAGCUCAUAUUGAAACAAACUUUACAAAAAUGCUGUACAAUUCAGGAUAAAACUAAGAGAGUACUGACACAGGUAAAUAAUGGUUCGAAUGUAAAUAAUAUAAAUAAAUCUGUUGAAAUUCAAAGAAAAAAAUAGAACAAAAAGAUACUCCUGAUAACUCCAGAGUUUGUCUGAGAAUUAUCAUGUUUUUAAGUUUUCUUCAGUAUCAAACUAAUCCGGCGAUAGUUGUCUGUAUAUCUAUGGAUACACUGCAAACAGGAACUGCUAAUAGCAACUUAGUUAGCACAUGUUUCAUGCCCCAAAGCCACCAGAUUAUGGAAACUGUAGUUCCAAAAAUAAGAGCAUGAUUAUCCCCCGAUUCCAAGUAAAACAAAUAAUAAUAGGAGAUACAAAAUCCAUUAUUAUGGGGGAGGCGAGUUUGGGGGCAGAGUCACAGAAAAUGAACAUUACAGGCAUCACAAAGAUUUGUUGCAGAAAUGCUGUAUUGGAUUGCACUAAAUUAUACACGUUCCUAAUAAACAGGAACCUCUGUGAUGCUUUUGGAGCCGUGACAGAUCAUAACACUAACUCAGAGAUAAUAAAGAUUGGAAAUAUGUAGAAAAAUGAAGAGAAGACUGAUAAAAUAUGAAAAUCUCCUCCAAAAAUCAAUUCAGUCAUUAAUGGACACUUGGAUGAAGUUGGUCUUUAUUUAAUGCAGUGGUUCUCAGACUUUUUCUGUCAUGCCCCCCUUCAGAUGCCCAAAAAGGUUCAUGUCCCCCCCACCCCAGCAAAAGUGGACUUGAUUUUUAUUGAUCAUUAACAAUGUAUACGAUUGAAGUAAACAAGAUUCAGGUUAGCAAAAGAGCCUUGCUAGCAUCAGAGCGCUUUUGUUUGUUUAUGUCACCACAUGAAUCAUAUUCACACGACUUUAGGUCUGCUCAACAUCCACGACCCCCCUGAAGUGGCUCUACGCUCUCCCAGUUGCGAACCGUUGAUUUAACGUGAUUAAGGUCAGUGUGUUUGACAUUUUGUAAAUCAGUGUUUAUCAGACACAAAGUCUUGUUUGACUCGUCUCUGUCCAUUCAGGCUGCAUAAUAAAUCAAAGAAUAUCAAAACCAUUCUACUGAAGUUUUGUCCGGGACAUGGUGUUCUUGUGCUGUGUACACCAAUGAUGUUGCAUUUUGGGGGGAGAAACAUCUUUCGUUUGUUAUAGUUCUGAAAAUCCUGAGAAUGAAUCUUUCACGAUGCACUAAAAAUAAAUUCAUGUUUAUGUUGUUUAUAUUUAAAAAAAUAUAUUUUUGGUCAGUAUUGUGCAGCCAUGCUAUCCACUCAAUCUGCCAUGAGGUUAUCAGUACCAAAAAAAAAAAAGUUGCAAACAAACAAAAGCUCUGAUUGGCUAGACAGUCACUUCUUUCCCACACAGGUUGCUACAAGUUCUUAAGGCAGAAUUACAUUCCAUCAUUGAUGUGAACCAUUAGCUCUUUACUACACACACAAGUCCUCCCCGUGACCUCUACCACAAACACAUCAGGUUGUGCAAUUUUCACAUUCACAUCAUAUGACAUUAUCAUCUGAAAAAAAUUAAAAUAUAAAAAUGACAAAAUGAUGACAGCUGUGGCACAAACCUUCUUCACAUGUCUGUUGAGAGUCUCUGCUUGAUAAUAAAUAUGGGUUCUUGUCUCCUGCUGGACCAGUCCUUGUCUGGCUUUCAGUCUCACUGCCAGUCUGCUCUCUGUCUGUGAUGAAUCGAUGUGUUCUGGAGGAGGUGGGUGCUGACUGUCAGAUGUUCCUCAGUUGUCAGUAGAAGUGGAGUUUGAGGAUUCUGCUGCGGAGUCUGAGGAGGCGACCUCACUGUUGGUCUCCACCGAGAGGUCCUGCAUGGAGUCUGUGGCCUCCUGCACUGCUUCACUCUCCUCUGAAACACAGAGGUGAUAAUAGUUAGGUCUGACUGUGCUUUUAUACUGAAUGCAAUCAAGGCAUUUGACUUGUAU